This is a messenger RNA of Mobula hypostoma (lesser devil ray), 1645 nucleotides long. RefSeq names its product enoyl-CoA delta isomerase 2 (gene eci2). The transcript has 10 exons. Gene Ontology annotation, cellular component: mitochondrion; peroxisome. The record is from RefSeq and is a predicted model, not a curated record. Bases 93 to 1277 code for a protein of 394 amino acids. NCBI's taxonomy places the organism in Eukaryota, Metazoa, Chordata, Chondrichthyes, Myliobatiformes, Myliobatidae. Gene Ontology annotation, molecular function: delta(3)-delta(2)-enoyl-CoA isomerase activity; fatty-acyl-CoA binding.
GCGAGGAUCGGUGACGUGAGCAAUCUGGUGUUAGUGGGCGGGGCGGCCAGUGACGUUGUCGGCGGCAGUGGCUCUGGAGCCAGGCUGAGUUAAUGUCUGCUGGCUUGUUUGCUUCACUGGGCCGGUGGCAGUUACUGAACACACUCCGAUUGAUCCGGGGUUUGCCAACAAUUAAUUUGCAUACAACUGGAGUGGCCAUGAUUGCAACAGAAGCUGAAUUUGAACGUGCAAAGGAUAAAUUGAAAACUUUACAGAGAGAUCCUGGAAAUGAAGUAAAAUUGCAGAUAUAUGCAUUGUUUAAACAGGCAACACAAGGUGCCUGUGAUUCACCAAAGCCAAGUAUGUUGGACUUCGUCAACAAGGCAAAAUGGGAGGCUUGGAAUUCACUUGGGAAAACAUCCAAGGAGGAAGCUAGACAGAAGUAUGUGGAUCUCAUAGAAUCACUGGUUUCUGCAGAGGUACUCACACAGAAUAAAACCACUGCCACAGAAGACCUGACAGCAUCAUUCCAGACACUUAAGGUCACAACUGAAAACAACAUCACCACUAUUAUGCUAAACAGACCAGAGAGAAAAAAUGCAAUUUCAAUCACGAUGUAUGAGGAAAUAAUGAAGGCACUGAAGCAAGCUGCGAAUGAUGAUUCUACACUGACUGUAAUGACAGGCAGUGGGGAUUAUUACUGUAGUGGGAAUGACUUGUCUAACUUCACUAAUAUUGGACCAGAAGAUUUGGAACCGAAGUCCAAGAAGUCAACAGCACUACUUAGGAUGUAUGUAAGCCAUUACAUUGAUUUUCCAAAGCCACUGAUUGCUGUCAUUAAUGGCCCUGCUAUUGGAGUUGCUGUCACCGUUUUAGGAUUAUUUGAUAUAGUCUAUGCCACUGAUAAAGCCACAUUCCACACACCAUUCAGUCAACUUGCCCAAAGUCCGGAAGGCUGCUCAUCUUACACUUUCCCUAAGAUGAUGGGUACCACUAAGGCCAAUGAAAUUCUUCUGUUCAACAAGAAAUUAACAGCCACUCAAGCUUGUGAGCUUGGACUAGUGACCGAGGUCUUCCCUGACAGUACAUUCCAGAAAGAAGUUUGGAAAAGAUUGCAUACUUAUGCAAAACUACCCAAGAAUUCUCUGGUAUUUUCAAAGCAACUAAUAAGAGGUGUUGAAAAGGACAUAUUGCAUUCUGUCAAUGCCCAAGAGUGUGAGCGGCUGAGUGAGAGAUGGUUAUCUGAAGAAUGUAUGAAGGCCAUCAUGAACUUCUUUGAAAAAAAGGCAAAGUUAUGAUUCAGCUUCUUCCACACUCUGACAUUAGGAAAUUGUUGAUUGUCCAUUACUUUGCCUUUAUUCUUUGGAUUAUGUUUUAAUUUUAAUCAUUCUAUAAUUCAUGAGUAAAAUAUUGUGAUACAGUAAAACUUGUGGUUUUGUUCUGAUAAUCGUCCAUCCACACACAGUUUAAAAUAUGUGUUUAACAUGGUAUUUUGGCAAAUUAUUAAUAGUGAUGAAGAGAAGGGAUUGAAAGUGGAAACAGAAUCAGAAUGAAUGAAAUUAAAACAAUGUACAAUUUCAAGUUUUUCUUUUAUGUUAAAAGUUAUAAUCUUUCAUCAUAAAUGAAUAAUACCAUAAGCAAUAAAAAGGAACUUUUGGAAGUCUAA